Messenger RNA from Fusarium sp. VM40, 1164 nucleotides. The record is from the annotation of a GenBank genome assembly. Lineage: Eukaryota; Fungi; Ascomycota; Sordariomycetes; Hypocreales; Nectriaceae.
AUGAGAAACAACGGCAGUUGCUGGAUCUGUCGCGUACGACACAAGAAAUGCGAUGAAACACACCCUGAAUGUCAAAACUGCACGACUCUUGGCUUAUCGUGCCUGUACGGCGAUCCAAAACCAGAAUGGAUGGACAAUGGCCAACUGCAGCGUCAAAUGAGCCAGCGGCUGAAAACUCAGGUCAAGCGAAAUGCGAGAAACCGAAGAGCAAGGCAGAUGAUCGAUAAGAUCACCCAAGAUCUCAACGACACUCGCCUUCCGCCUUCUCAGGCCAUCGUGGAUCCUUUGUCUCCGGCUUUAAACGGCUACCCAAUUCCUCUCGCCACUUCUACUUCGGAGUCAACGGAUGAUACGACACCAGCUUCCUGGUCCCACGACAUUGACUCCAUCGACUCCCUCAAUCCCUCUCAACAAACCAAUAGUGGCGAAUCAGAGAUCAACAGCACCCAAGACCUCCUACUGCCUGAAACAUCGAGCAAGUUUCUCUUUGGAAGUAGCUUUCGAGAAACCCUCAAAGUCAACAUCUACGGCGAGGAAGACGUGCGUUUCAUCAUGUCUUACAAAGACUACGUAUUUCCUCUGCUCCACCCAUUCUACCAUCCCUCCUUCUUUGAAGGUGGCCAAAAUUGGCUUCUUGUCGCUGCCCUGAGAAAUACGGAAUCUCGCCAGUUGAUAGUGAGUCUCGCUACAUAUUUCUUCUCACUUGUUCCGAUAUUUCCAGGGGCAGGGUUCCAGUUAUGCUCUACUUUUACUUGGGCCGAAGUCCAAAGCCAGUCGGAGCAAGCCUUCAAAGGCAUGCAGCACAGGGUCGAGAUACUUGGCCAGCGAGGUGUUGCUUCAAAUCUGUGGGAGACCACGCAUUUAUUCGGCGAUAUCAUGCUUCUACUCGAGUUCGAGACCAUGGCCCAACAUUCUCAAGUUUGGGGGAUUCAUCUGGAUGCAGCUAUUAUCCUAUUGAAACAAAUCCUCGCGUCGCCACAGCUCGAGUCUUUUGUUUGGCGGGUACCAUUCAACCCAGCAACUAUGUCCUCACAAGAGGCGAGUCAACUUACUCCCAUAGGCGCCCACCUCUUCUCGUCAACACAAGUCGCAUUUCGCUUUUUUGUCGCCAAGAUAAUCAUCGCAGAUAUUAUCUCUAGUUCCAAAACUACUAUGAGACGUUGA